This is a messenger RNA of Erigeron canadensis, 594 nucleotides long. RefSeq lists its product as uncharacterized. NCBI's taxonomy places the organism in Eukaryota, Viridiplantae, Streptophyta, Magnoliopsida, Asterales, Asteraceae. The transcript has a single exon. The coding region runs from base 1 to 594 and encodes 197 amino acids. The record is from RefSeq and is a predicted model, not a curated record.
AUGGAGGCGACAGUGUCUCAUGAUUUAUGGAUAUGGCACGCAUUUUUUGGCCCUCCAGGUGCUUUGAACGACAUCAAUGUGCUGCAACAAUCUCCCUUGUUCCUCCCCGAGCGUAUGGGGACUGCUCCUUUCUGUCCAUUCACUGUGAAUGAACAUACUUAUAGACAUGGUUACUAUCUAGUCGAUGGCAUAUAUCUUACGUGGCCUACUUUUGUUAAAGCUUACAAAUAUCCUACCGACCCGAAAGAAAAGAUGUUCAAAACAGCGCAAGAGUCGGCUCGCAAAGAUGUUGAGCGAGCAUUUGGUGUUCUCAAAGGAAAUUGGGGUAUCCUUUCUCGACCUUUUCGCCAACGCUCGAUGAAGACAAUACGGAACUUGGUGUAUGCUUGUGUGAUUAUGCACAACAUAAUCAUCCAGGAUAGUGGUCGAGCGAUCUAUCCAGUUCAUAUAGGGGAUCCAGUUGUGCAGCCGAAUAGUGCCCGGGACGCCUUACCGGAGAUACGAGACGAGGAAACACAUUUCUGUCUUCGGCAUGACUUGAAAAAGCAUCUUGCGACUCUCAACUUACCACAUCUCCAGUCGAACGAUGAGUAG